GAUGUGUCGCCAUGGUAACCGAGCAUGCUUUGAGGAAAUGUUCGCCGGAUUUUUUUCUCUCGGUUCUGGAUUUUUCAUCCGAUUUUUGUCCCUUUUUAAAUCUUUGUUCCUGUUUUCCUGUUGGUUUGGGAGCGCGCGCUCUUAGCAUGCAGAUGAACAGAUGAUUUGUUUCCCCGCGCGCUCAAGCGUCAUCAGAUGACCGGGGGAGGAGUAGGGGGCGUGGUUUGGACGGACGGGGUUUCGGACUCAGAUCCGGCAGCGACCGAUCCAGACCCCGUGUGUCACCUGGACUGCCGUGACCGAGCACCGCUACGGGACCGCCGAGUCCCCGGUCCAGGUCCUGAGCGCAGCUGCGGUGCGGAGGAUGAGGUGACCUGACAGACAUGGUCGACCCGUUGAGCGUGGCUGCAGCGGCCUUCCAGCUGUGGGCGUUGGUGGUGGUGUUCUUCAUCGUGCUGCCCGCCAUGUUCGGCGUCUCUCUGGGCGUCAGCGGCGUCUACAUCCAGAUCCUGGUCAGGAUCCUGCAGUGGGCGACCGUACGGAUCCAGAGGGGACGGCACGAGCAGCCCGGCGCCGCCACCCCGUCCACAGGGAUCAUAGAGCACUCGGGGGGGUCCAUGGAGGAGGAGUUGGAGCAGCUGCGGCUGUCGCGGCGUCCGGAGGCGGGCGAGUUUACUCUGAGCGACGUCAUUUACUUCUGUCAGAAGGGUCUGGAGAGCAUCGUGGAGGACCAGGUGACGCAGCGCUUCUCCUCCGAGGAGCUGGCCUCCUGGAACCUCCUGACCCGGACCAAUCAGAACUUCCAGUACAUCAGUCUCCGCCUCACCGUCUUCUGGGUGCUCGGCGUCCUGGUGCGGUACGGCGUGCUCCUCCCUCUGAGGGUCGCUCUGGCCGUCAUCGGCCUGUGGUGGUUGGUGAUGGGAACCUCUGUGGUGGGGUUUCUGCCGGAGAGCAGCGUGAAGAACUGGCUGAGCGAGCUGGUCCACCUGACCUGCUACCGGAUCUGCGCCAGAGGACUGUCCGCCACCAUCCACUACCACGACAAGUGGGGCAGAUUCACGGGGGGCUGAUGGGGGUCAUCCAGAGGUCCAUGCUGAGGUCCUGCCCCCACAUUUGGUUCGAGAGGUCCGAGAUGAAGGACCGGCACGCCGUGACCAGCAGGCUCAGAGCGCACGUCUGCGACAAGAACAAACUCCCCAUCCUCAUCUUCCCUGAAGGAACCUGCGUCAACAACACGUCCGUCUUGAUGUUCAAGAAAGGAAGCUUUGAGAUCGGAGGAACGAUUCAUCCGGUCGCCAUCAAGUACGACCCUCGCUUUGGAGACGCCUUCUGGAACAGCAGCAAGUACAACAUGGUGAGCUACCUGCUGCGCAUGAUGAGCAGCUGGGCCAUCGUGGUCAACGUGUGGUACCUGCCCCCCAUGACCAUCCAGGAGGGGGAGGAUGCAGCUCAUUUUGCCAGCAGGGUGAAAUCUGCCAUUGCGCGUCGGGGGGGCCUGCUGGACUUGGCAUGGGACGGGGGCCUGAAGAGGGGGAAGGUGAAGGACUGUUUCCGGGAGGAGCAGCAGAAGAUGUACAGCAGCAUCGUGGUGCAGAACGGCAGCCAGCCCCCGGGGGCCAUCCGAGCCCCCCAUGAGGACGAGUGAACCCCCCAAGAGGACGAGUGAACCCCCCAAGAGGACGUUUCUCUGCUUCAGUUCUCUGUAGAACUCCGUUUCCGCUGCGGUUCCUCAGCCUGCAGUACACCGAGCUAACCAGCAGAUGGCGGUGUGGGAUCACACAACUCUAGCAGUCUCCAUCAUCAGUGAGAUGAGGAAGAGCUGCUGCUCAUAAAGAUACUCUGAUGAACUUAACAGGUUCCUGGAAGGACAGAAGAACCAGAGAGACGCUCUGCAGGAACCUGAGCUGGAGUUCUGCAGAACUUCUGAGGUUCUGAGGAGUUCAGCUCAGGUUGAUGUGAAAUACUGAUCAAAGUCAAAGUCAACUUUAUUGUCAAUCCUUCAUAUCUGCUGACAUACAACAAAUUGAAAUUCCGUUUCCUGCUCUCCCAGAAAAGACAAUUUACAACAUUAUGAUGGUUUCAGCACAGACACGAGAAGAAGAUCUCCUCUGGUCCUGAUAUCUGGUCCUGAUCUCUGGUCCUGAUCUCUGGUUCUGAUCUCUGGUCCUGACCUGUGGUUCUGACCUCUGGUUCUGAUCUCUGGUCCUGAUAUCUGGUCCUGAUCUCUGGUUCUGAUCUCUGGUCCUGACCUCUGGUCCUGACCUCUGUUUCUGAUCUCUGGUCCUGACCUCUGGUCCUGACCUCUGUUUCUGAUCUCUGGUUCUGACCUCUGGUUCUGACCUCUGGUCCUGACCUCUGGUUCUGACCUCUGUUUCUGAUCUCUGGUCCUGAUCUCUGGUCCUGAUCUCUGGUCCUGAUCUCUGGUUCUGACCUCUGUUUCUGAUCUCUGGUCCUGAUCUUCUCCAUUUUUGUCUCCAUGACGACUAAACAAUCAGUACCCCCCGAUUAGCCGAGUUCAAAUCAUCUCAGGAUGAAGGAUCAGAAUCUGCGUCUCUUCUGGAAGAUCAGAUCAUCCAGAUUAUAAUCCGGCCCUUCGUUGAGGUCCGGACUCAGCGGGCCCAUCUUCAUCCUGCAGGUCAGAGGAGAACUUCUGAAUCUUCUCCGGGUUCAGAGAAGGAGCUUCUGAGAACCUCAGCUGAACAGAACCGAGAUCCAGAGAAACGUCUGAGGGAAACGCGGGUCGUGACCCGUCAGGGGACCGGCUGACCCGGAUCGGUUCUGUUCAGCUGGAUGUUCCCCGUUUUUAAAGUCUCCUGCAGCAGAAUCCUGCUGGAACAAACGGUUCUGGUUCUGGUCCGGGGGUCAGAUUCUGUUUGUGACUUAAAUAAGGAGAAUUUCCCCAGAAAUCCUGUUUUCAUCAUGAUUCGUUUUAUUUUUGUUGUUGUUCGUUUAUUGGUUGUUUGUUUGUUUUCAUGUUUUUCUCCUGAUGAUUCAAACAGAUCUCGUCUCCAUCAGAUCAAAUAAAGAUUCAAUAAAAUCAUUUUAAACAAC
Messenger RNA from Oryzias melastigma (Indian medaka), 3051 nucleotides. It is a transcript of the gene gpat3, whose product is annotated as glycerol-3-phosphate acyltransferase 3. NCBI's taxonomy places the organism in Eukaryota, Metazoa, Chordata, Actinopteri, Beloniformes, Adrianichthyidae. Gene Ontology annotation, biological process: triglyceride biosynthetic process. Gene Ontology annotation, molecular function: glycerol-3-phosphate O-acyltransferase activity. The record is from RefSeq and is a predicted model, not a curated record. Gene Ontology annotation, cellular component: endoplasmic reticulum.